AUGGUGGUUAUGCCAGUGGUGGUUAUGCCAGUGUUGGUUAUGCCAGUGUUGGUUAUGCCAAGGGUGGAUGCUGUUUCUGCUUCUUCCGCUGCCGCUGCUCCUGCAUCUGCGUCUCCUGCUGCUGCUGCUGCUGCUGCUGCUCCUGCAUCUGCGUCUGCUGAUGCUGCUGCUGCUGCUGCUGCUGCUGCUGCUGCUGCUGCUGCUGCUGCUGCUGCUGCUGCUGCUGCUGCUGCUGCUGCUGCUGCUGCUGCUGCUGCUGCUGCUGCUGCUGAUGCUGCUGCUGCUGCUGCUGCUGCUGAUGCUGCUGCUGCUGCUGCUGCUGCUGCUGCUGCUGCUGCUGCUGCUGCUGCUCCUGCAUCUGCGUCUGCUGCUUCUGCUGCUGUUGCUGCUGCUGUUUACCCAGCUGGUGAUGCCCCUGUAGCAGGAGGAGGGCUCAAUGCAGGAGUGAUGGUGGUAGCAGGAGGGGAGAUUGCGGUAGGUGUGCGAAUGCAGGGUGUAGCAGGAGCAGAAAUGGAAGCUGGGGCGCAGAAUGUAGCAGGAGCGGAAAAUGUAGCAGGGGCGGAAAAAGUAGCAGGAGCGCAGGUUGAAGCAGGAAUACAGGCUGUAGUGCGAGCGGAAAAAGUAACGGGAGCAGAGGCUGUGGUGGGAGGCAAGGGUACGCGAGAAGAGAGAGUAGUGGGAGAAAAUGAUGCUGAAUCACAGGCUGUAGUGGGCGAAAGGGAUGCAGAAGGGGUUGUGGUGGGAGCCAAGGAUGCAGGAGCUAAGGUUGUAGUGGGGGCGAAGAAUGCAGAAGCAGAGGAUAUAGUGGGGGCAAAUGUUGCACAAGCAGAGGCUGUUGUGAGCGCAAAGGAUGCAGGAGCGCAGGCUGUAGUGGGAGAAAGGGAUGCAGAAGGGGUUGUAGAGAGAGCAAAUGAUGCAGGAGCUAAGGUUGUAAUGGGGGAAAAUGAUGAAGGAGCAGAGGAUGUAGUGGGGGCAAAGGAUGCAGGAGCGAAGGUUGUAGAGGGAGCAAGGGAUUCCGGAGCCGGCCAAGCUGAAACCGAGGGGCAUGAUGCAGCGCUGCUAGGAGGACCCUGUGUAGCUGGAGCGAGGGUGGUAGUGGGGUACCAGCUUACAGCAGCAGGGCUGGUGGAAGAAACGCCAACUAAGCUCGUUCUACAAGCAUCGGGAAGCGGCGGCGGGUGGUUAUGCGAGCCGUGGUAUACCGUCCUCAGUACCACACGCAUCUCAGUCCUUGGCAUCUCCACACUGUCAGUUUCCUCGCUGCCUUCUGGGCUACCCGGUGCAGCAUCCACAGCGGGAUCCGACCCGCUUGUAGCAGAAGCACCGGCGCCGCCUCUGAAUGCGGCCUUUGAGACGGUUCUUACGCCUUGA
Molecule: messenger RNA, 1371 nt
Organism: Closterium sp. Naga37s-1
Lineage: Eukaryota; Viridiplantae; Streptophyta; Zygnematophyceae; Desmidiales; Closteriaceae
Source: the annotation of a GenBank genome assembly